This is a messenger RNA of Malania oleifera, 965 nucleotides long. RefSeq lists its product as uncharacterized. The transcript is spliced from 5 exons. The record is from RefSeq and is a predicted model, not a curated record. Lineage: Eukaryota; Viridiplantae; Streptophyta; Magnoliopsida; Santalales; Ximeniaceae. The coding region runs from base 189 to 848 and encodes 219 amino acids.
AAAUACAAAAAUCACUUUUUGUGUGGUCUGGCCUCUUCCCAGUUUUCUUCUCUCUCUCUCUCUCCGAAGAUUCACCGCGAGUCUGCCCAAGAGGAGCGCGCCUCGACUGCGCAGAAGCCGAGCUCCACCAGAAAUACCACCAUCUGCCGCCACAAGCACCGGAUCUCCUUCACAAUCCUGUCACAUUGAUGGAGGGCAGAAUUGCUGACGAGCUAUACUCAGAUACUUUGCGACUAUCAAAUGUAGAAUUGGAUCCCACAUCAACUGUCAUUGCUAAGCAAGGCGAUAUGAGUGAUUGUAAUGAGCAUGACUUACUGCAUGAGGAUGGCUCUUUCUGGGAUGAUUCUGAUGAAGAGAUGAAUAGAGCAUCUGAUUUGGACAGGGAGUGGCAAAGGCGGCGCAACCAAUUCCACACGAUUGGAUAUCGAGAUGGUGUUAUAGCAGGGAAAGAAGCUUCUGCGCAAGAAGGGUUUAAUGUUGGCUUUAAGCAAUCAAUGCUUGUUGGGUAUGACUGGGGUCUUGUUAGAGGUGUUAGUAGUGCACUGGCUUGCCUUCCGGAUGAAUUGAAAGACAAGUUGGUGGAAACACAUGGAAAGCGUGAAAAGUUUAAUCGCUUGUAUGAGUCUGUGCAUGCUCUUUCAACAACUGAUGCUUUAAAGUUGUUUCAUGAUGAUAUUGUUUUAAAGAAAUUGGUGGAAAAGAGAGAGAGUUCUGAAGGUGACUCCCAUAUGGUAGGUUUGAAAGAUCAAAGUUCAGACAGUGGGCUUCUGGGAAAUUACUUUGGAGAGCUUCAAACACUUCUUCGUGAGUCUCCUGCAGUGGGAGUGCAUUUAUUGAGAGACCAAUAGAUGGUGUCAUAGCUUCUGUUUAUAAUUUACAAAAAGAAGACCUAUUCUAAAUGUGAUGCUAACUUUUAUAGGAUUCAAUUCUAUUGAAGAGAAAUAUAAUUUAUUAUUCAUGAUAAA